GGGACUCUAAUUGUGGGUACAGAUGUUAAUAAAAAGAUGGCUGCCCUAGAGUAAUCUGUUUUGCUUUUGUCACGGUCUUUAUCACCAAAACCUGUCGUCUGAUUUAUUAUUUUUUUUUAACAUUUACGGCCAGAUGGGGAGAAGCAGAAGCAGGUCACCACUAAGACGAGAGAGGCGUCGCUCUCGCUCAGCCUCCCGAGACCGGGAGCGGCGGCGCAGAGAGAGGGAACGCUCCAGAUCGCGUGAGAGGGACCGGCGGAGAAGUCGCUCCCGCUCCCCGCACCGGCGCCGCUCCAGGUCUCCACGGCGACACCGGUCAUCCUCACUAUCUCCCACGCGUCAGAAGGAGCGGCGUGAGGAAGAAAAGAAGGAGGUGAAGGAGAAAGUUGUGAGGGAGCAUCAGAUCUCAGAGGAAGAAAUGCAGGGCAAAACAGAGGAGGAGAUUGAGAUGCUGAAAAUGAUGGGCUUCAGUACCUUUGACAGCACCAAGGGAAAGAAAGUCGACGGAUCAGUCAAUGCACAUGCAAUCAACGUGUGUCAGAAGAGAAAAUACAGGCAGUACAUGAACAGAAAAGGUGGAUUCAACAGACCCCUGGAUUUCAUUGCUUGAAUGACUUCAUGCGUAUGAGAAUUGUUUAUCAAGGGAUGAGCAUGAGGGAUGAAUGGAUUCUCGUGACGUUGGGCACUGGGUUGGAAGAUAUGGCUGCAGAUAUGGGGCACUGACUUAAGGAUGCUUCUCUGCACAGCACUGAGACUACCUGCUGGGGGUCUACUUGGUAGUAAAGGAUGGAGAGGACAUCUCUCUCUCACUACUCUGUCUUCCAUGUAGAAAUGCUGUUAUGAAUCUCUGUAGGACUAUCUAAUGCCCUCUCCUGGUCUGCAGUGCUUGUCAAGACUGUUCUGUCACUUAUGUUCUUCAGUCUGACUUCAUGUUGGACAGUUACCCUAUGUUGAUAAUACUUUAUUCACAUAUAUUCUUAUUGCAUCUUAACAGUAAAUCCAAUUCAUAUUUUGACUAUUUUGGUAGUCUGGUAAAGGUCAAAAAUAUGUCUGGAAUUAAAUGAUAUCCUAAUGCUGUAAAAUAUAAAUUUGCUUUUUACCCGUUUAAAUUGCACAACUUUUCAUUCAAGUGCUUAUCUGUUUCUAUUAAUAAAGAUUCAUCUGAAAUCUU
Molecule: messenger RNA, 1171 nt
Organism: Paramormyrops kingsleyae
Lineage: Eukaryota; Metazoa; Chordata; Actinopteri; Osteoglossiformes; Mormyridae
Gene: snrnp27
Product: small nuclear ribonucleoprotein 27 (U4/U6.U5)
Biological process (GO): RNA splicing
Cellular component (GO): precatalytic spliceosome
Source: RefSeq, a predicted model, not a curated record